GCAUGCCUUCUUUCUGGCCUUUUUGAAGAAGCACAGUACGGUCCAAGGCAGCCGCCAAGGAACGAACAAUCAUAAAGGACCAGACGAGGAACGAAUUGACUUCUUGAAACAAAAUCUGCGAGAGAGUUGUUUGGAGGUUUUUUAUUUGAAAUUUAUCGAGAAAAAAAGUCGAAUGAACGAAAGCAAUAAAGGAAAAGUACGGCUGAAUGGAGGAAGAACAAGAAUUACAUUGCAUCACGAAGAGUUCUUGUCCGAGUUGAACGAAUACGAGUUUCGUGGCCAAUUUCGGAGCGACAGUAGCACCUGCAUGGCUAAUUGCUAUGGAGCGUACUUGUAUCACCGUCCACUAGAAGCACUACCUGCCGUGAAUGUAUCCAUGGCUCUAGCUGUCGUAACAUUGUGGAGGCUUCGCGAGAAUGCGUUUGUGGCGCCUGGAGUAGACGCAACGUAUAGCAACACGAAUGAUACUUCCAGCAAAGUGAACACGUUUCUGGAUUCUUGUCAAAUAGAUGUUCGAUUUGUACAUGUUAGCCCGCAAAUUCCCAUGGCGGACAUAAAGACCGGACUCGUGAAGAAAUUCAUCGCGGUCAAGGGCCACGUCGUAAAGGCACGACCGAGACGGCUCCGCGUUUCAACUGCCGAUUUGUAAGUUUUCUCUGGACAACGUACGUUUUAUUCAAUUUUGCCUGGAUAUUACAUUUCCCAUGUGGAACAACUUUUCUGACAAUCAAUUAAUCUAUAGUGGGUGCCAAAAAUGUGCAGCUAUAGUUCACCACGUCUUUGCGAAGGGUCGAUUCUCUCUACCAACAAAAUGCUCGGAUCCAAAGUGCAAAAGUAGAUCUUUCACUUUGAUUCGGCCAACAGCUCGGUAUACAGUAAGUACAUUCUCGUACUUGCUAUUCAUUCCGGUAAGCUUGCUCUUUCCCUUCUUACUAUUUUUUCCAAUAUAUUUGUCAAUUGAAAGAACGUCCAAGAACUAAGGCUUCAGGAAUCUCAAGAAGAGAGUACAUCGCAUGCUGGACGAACGCCGCGACAGUUUGAAGUCGAAUUGAAUCACCAUCUAAUCGACUCCUGUCGACCAGGUGAUAGCAUCUUGCUUGCGUGUCAAGUAGAUGCCGUGAACUCAGCCGUCGCUGCUGGAAGAGCAGGGAAGCGUGCCCAAGAGACAAGUACGUACAAGCUAUUCCUCCAGGGUCAUUCUAUCACCACGCUAAGCGAAUCCAACAACCAAGUGCGUGACGACAAAUUCAGUGCCGACUCUGCACAGGAAGGCGGCUCCCAGGUCACUUAUACGCAACAACAACUCCAGCAAAUCACGCAACUCUGUCAUGCUGAUCAUCGGUGUUUGGGCAUGGUGGAACGACGAGCCUUCCCAUUCGAUUUGCUUGUUAGAUCGCUUUGCCCGUCAAUUAUUGGUCAUCAUGCAGUCAAAGCGGGUAUCCUUUUAUGUCUUCUGGGAGGUACGCCUUCCGUCUCGGAGCAAAUCGAUAGGGGAAAUACGAUACGGAGCAAUUCUCACAUUUUGAUCGUGGGCGAUCCGGGGAUGGGGAAAUCCCAGAUGCUGCUUGCUUCCACGCAGUUGGCGUCGCGGUCUGUAUACGUUGGCGGCAACACUGCAUCUACUACCGGGUUAACCGUUACUUUGACGAAAGAAGAAGGGGGAGAAACUGGAAUAGAAGCAGGUGCGCUCGUUUUGGCAGAUCAGGGUGUGGCUUGCAUUGACGAGCUUGACAAGUGCAAACACUUGGAUGGGCUUUUAGAAGCAAUGGAGCAACAAUGUGUUUCCAUUGCAAAGGCGGGAGUUGUAGCUAGCCUGCCGGCAAGGUGCAGCAUCGUGGCGGCAGCCAAUCCAAAGCACGGCAGCUACAAUAUGAGCAAAAGCGUCGCUGAAAAUCUCAACAUGGCACGACCCAUAUUGUCACGAUUCGAUCUUGUAUUCAUUCUUCGGGAUCGAGCAGAUAAAGAUCAGGAUCGUCUUGUUUCUAGCAACAUCAUGAAUCUCUACCGGAAGCCUAAUGGAACGGGUAAAGCUGAAACUAGAGAUGAAUUCGAGCGCCUGUCAAAUGAGCUUUCUUCUAGAAGCAAUGCUCAAAACGAAAACACAGGUCAAAUCACCGAACCUAAUCGAAUUCCGUUGGAAAAGCGCCUUGCUUGGGUUACAGGUUUUAACGAGCCUUUGCCUGCGGGACUCGUCAAAGACUAUAUUGCAUAUGCCCGUGAAUACUGCAAACCUAAGCUAACAUCAGAAGCCGCUGUCAUCCUUAAGGAGUACUACAUGACUCUUCGCUACCCAGCGAACGGCCGCCACCACAGAGAUUCUGUUCCGAUAACCACGCGUCAAUUAGAGGCCCUGAUCCGUCUAUCACAAGCCCGAGCCAAGGCUUGUCUGAGAGAAUUCGUCUUGAAGGAAGAUGCUCUAGAUGUUGUCGAGCUGUUGAAAAGAUCCGUGGAACAAGUCCACACCGACGAAUUUGGUAUGGUAGAUAGGAGUCGCGCUGGAGCAAGGGGCCAAAGCAAUCGCAAAUUGAGAAGAGAAUUUGUACGAGAGCUCCACAAUAUUGUAGGUAUUGGGGCCGAAUGUACAUACGAUGACUUGCUUCGCGUUUCCAAUCGAGUGAACUGCCCUCUUAGUGAUUUCAACACUAUAAUUGAUGAUAUGCGAAACAAUGGAACUUUGAUAAAAAAGUCGAAUAUGAAGUAUCAAAUUGUAUCUUAAAUUUAUAAAUCUCCGAUACAGUU
This is a messenger RNA of Pseudo-nitzschia multistriata, 2739 nucleotides long. The record is from the annotation of a GenBank genome assembly. Lineage: Eukaryota; Bacillariophyta; Bacillariophyceae; Bacillariales; Bacillariaceae.